AUGGUACUCUUGAGUAUAUUGAAAAAACUACGUCGAAAAGAAAAAGAAAUGCGUUUAUUACUUGUCGGACUCGAUAACGCUGGCAAGUCAACUAUUUUAUCACGAAUUAAUGGUGAAGAAAUCGACUCGGUCGCACCGACCCUUGGCUUCAACAUAAAAACUUUUAAUUUUGCAGACUAUGUACUCAAUGUAUGGGAUGUCGGUGGACAGAAAUCACUUCGAUCGUAUUGGCGUAACUAUUUCGAAGCAACCGAAGCAAUUAUUUGGGUUGUUGAUAGUGUGGAUAAAAUGCGAUUGGGUGAAUGUCGUUCCGAACUACAUGAUUUGCUCAAAGAAGAACGUCUAAUGGGCUCAUCACUUCUCGUCUUUGCAAAUAAACAAGAUGUAGUUGGUGCAUGUUCAUUACAAGAGAUUCGGACACUAUUAGAACUUGAUUCGAUACAUAAACAUCAUUGGACUGUAAUGCCUUGCUCGGCGUUAACUGGACAGAAUCUUUUAGAAGGCAUCGAUUGGCUUGUGAAUGAUGUUGCACAACGGCUGUUCGAUCCUGAUUGA
This is a messenger RNA of Adineta ricciae, 555 nucleotides long. The record is from the annotation of a GenBank genome assembly. NCBI's taxonomy places the organism in Eukaryota, Metazoa, Rotifera, Eurotatoria, Adinetida, Adinetidae.